This is a messenger RNA of Hevea brasiliensis (rubber tree), 930 nucleotides long. RefSeq lists its product as uncharacterized. The record is from RefSeq and is a predicted model, not a curated record. The coding region runs from base 1 to 930 and encodes 309 amino acids. NCBI's taxonomy places the organism in Eukaryota, Viridiplantae, Streptophyta, Magnoliopsida, Malpighiales, Euphorbiaceae. The transcript has 2 exons.
AUGAUAGAGCCUGAUAGAGAAAGGUCGACACCGGAGGUAGACGAGCUGAUUCCUCACUUUGAGGAAAUUUUUGCCGUAGCAAGGAAGGAAGGCUACCUUUGCCCUCAGGUAUCAAGGUCAGUAGAGGAUACGGGGUGUCCUUACCAUGGAGGGGCAACUGAUCAUGAGCUACAGGACUGGAAUGAUCCAGAGGAAAGAAAAGCACUGCAAGAGUACUUGUUUAGAGAAUUCGAAAUGAAAGACCUUGGUUCAUUAAAAUAUUUUAUCGAGAUUGAGGUAUCUAGAUCAAAAAAGGGAAUUUUUCUCUCUCAAAGAAAGUAUGCAUUAGAUUUACUACAAGAGACUAGCAUGUCAGCGUGCAAACUAGCUGAUACACCAGUGGAGGAAGGCUUGAAGUUAGGUAUUGAAUCAGAUCAGGUACCAGUUGACAAAGGGAGAUAUCAAAGGCUUGUAGGAAGGCUUAUGUACUUAGCACACACAAGACCAGAUCUUACAUAUGCAUUAAGUGGCGUUAGUCAGUUUAUGCAUAAUCCUGGAGAACAACAUAUGAAUGCUAUUAUGCGCAUCUUGAGAUGUUUUAAGUCUGCUCCUGGAAAAGGAAUAUUGUUCACUAAGAAUACAGAUUAUCAAGGCAUAGAUGUGUACACAGAUGCUUAUUGGGCUAGAGCAAGAGAUGAUCGGCGCUUGACGUAUGGUUACUUUACAUUUGUGGGUGGUAAUCUUGUUACAUGGAGGAGUAAGAAAGAAAACGUUGUUGCCCGCUCAAGCGCAGAAGCUGAAUUUAGAGGUAUGGCACUUAGACUUUGUGAAGCGUUAUGGCUGAGAUUCCUUUUGGAAGAUUUGGGUUAUCCAUCUGAACAACCAAUUCAAUUGUAUUGUGAUAAUAAAGCUACAUGUGAUAUUGCCCAUAAUCCGGUUCAACAUGAUUAA